GUUUAGGUCACGACGCCAUAAACUGUCGUCCAGUGGAUUGCAUGAUCAUUGAUCGUGCUGUAUUGGAGCCACACUUGCUGUUAUUAGUAGGUUCUGUCGCGGUCACUAACUUCAAUAGUAGGUGUUAGAAACAUAUUACGAUGGACAGAAGGCGAGGGUCAACACGACCUGCAUCUUCAGAAGAGCUAGACUGUUGGUCUCGCGCGAGGGAAUCACUUGCUGCGCUGUCCAGCAACUAUGCCAGCCCAGAUACCGUUGGGACCAUUAGGCGCGUCAACGGGCUAAUGGCCAUGUGGCCAACGGAUGACUCCUUUUCAACUGAGAGCUAUGAGAAUACCAAGACGAAUUAUAAAAAAUUGUCCUCCGCACUCAAAGACGUCCGUAGAGACGCAGAAGAGGAGGCCAGGGCACUCGAGGCCGCAAUAGAACAAGUAGGAAUCCUCAUAGCGCUUCGGAAAGCAUCAGAGUCCUACCCACAAGAGAAACGGAAUAAGCGCCCUAGACCCCCGUCACCUUCACCAACCUCUAUGGCUGCAUCCGCUGCCGGUCCGCGUGCCACGCAGGUUGCACGAGGCUCGGCCGGACCUACACCAGCGAUACCAUUUUCACGCGAACCGAAGGCCCGUAGGGAGGCUCUGGCGAAGCAACUACCUCUGCAAGAAGGCCGUAAGGUGGCUUUCCGUCCGCCCAUAGGGAAGACUGCGGAUGGCAGCAACGCAGAUAGCGAUGAGAAUACAUGGAUACUGGCUGUUAUCACCAAGUGUAUUAACCAAGACAAGAAUCGUUACGAAGUCCAGGACGUGGAACCCCAAGAAGAUGGACAGCCUGGCCAGUGUUAUAACACAACGCUUCGAGCGAUCAUGCCACUUCCAGACCCUCAUGCUCCGCCAAACAGCGCAGCACAUCCAAACGCUUAUCAAGAAUUCCCAGCAGGUUCAACGGUGAUGGCUCUCUAUCCAGACACGAGCUGCUUUUACCGUGCCGAAGUAGUAAUGGCCCCCAGUGACCUUCACCCUCCUGGUCGUGGUGUUUCGUCCAAACAGAAUAUAUCUAUGUAUAAGCUCAAGUUCGAGGAUGACGAUGAUCAGGAACAUUCUGUAUUAGCACAGUUCGUCGUCGAAUGGCCUGGUUCAUAGCUAUAACUUGUUUUUAGGGUAGCUUUUACUUCGCGGGAGGAAUCACUGCGGAAACGGGUUUUUA
This is a messenger RNA of Pisolithus orientalis, 1200 nucleotides long. RefSeq names its product SGF29 tudor-like domain-containing protein. Lineage: Eukaryota; Fungi; Basidiomycota; Agaricomycetes; Boletales; Pisolithaceae. Gene Ontology annotation, cellular component: SAGA complex. The record is from RefSeq and is a predicted model, not a curated record. The transcript has 7 exons. The coding region runs from base 141 to 1136 and encodes 331 amino acids.